Messenger RNA from Epithele typhae, 762 nucleotides. RefSeq lists its product as uncharacterized. NCBI's taxonomy places the organism in Eukaryota, Fungi, Basidiomycota, Agaricomycetes, Polyporales, Epitheliaceae. Bases 1 to 762 code for a protein of 253 amino acids. The transcript has 4 exons. The record is from RefSeq and is a predicted model, not a curated record.
AUGCUUGACCUCGCCGCAAUGCUUCAUCGUAGGAAAAAGUUCGCGUUCACCUCCAGGAGCGUCUACAACUCCGAUGUCGUCGAUCCCUCCAGUGGAAUCCCCCUAUUCAAGGUCGUGACUCCAGAGAAUGCGUCUACGACCACGGUCACAAACAUCCAGGGCCAAUUCGUGGCGAAAUGGGAGCGUAAACCUGGCUCGACGGACGAUGACGUCAUCACCUUCCACGGCGUCACCGUCGGCCUGUCCGAACGAAUGCAGGGGUUCGGAUUCUUCUUCAUACCCCCACUGCUCGCCCCGGCCGACCGGGAGACGUACAGCUGGGUGCAGCGCAACGCGGCAGCCGAGUUGAAGCUCGUCGACGGGACCAACACCGUAGCCAAAGCGUACCGAAGCAACACACCCCACGCCCACCCGACCACCGUCAAGUUCGACCGCUCGCUCGCUCCGGACCUCGACCGCCUCGUGGUUUCCUUCGUCGUCGCCGAGGGCAGGCGCGAAGAGCGGCGGGCCGCCGCUGCGGUAGAAGCCACCGCCCGCACGGCGGCUGCCAGUGCGUACGCGCCCCGGCCUCGGGCAGCGACCGCGCCCUCUCCCGCUCCCGCCACUGCCCCCGCCGCCCCCGCCGCUCCCGCUCCCGCGAUACACGUCAACACGUUCGCCACGCCGCUCAUGGUCGCAGUCAUCCCCCCACGAGCUCGUUUUGCUCCGCGUCCUAUGGUUCCCAUCGUCGGGCCAAGAGGGGGGUUCCGUCGGCGGUGUUAG